Messenger RNA from Brassicogethes aeneus, 3329 nucleotides. NCBI's taxonomy places the organism in Eukaryota, Metazoa, Arthropoda, Insecta, Coleoptera, Nitidulidae. The record is from the annotation of a GenBank genome assembly.
UCUUGGACCGGCUGGUACGGUUAACAAAACAAAAUAUCCAAUUAUGGCUGAUUCAAGUGGUGAACAAUUAUCCAAAAAUGAGUUAAAAAGAAGGUUAAAGGCAGAGCAAAAAGCAAAAGAAAAGGCUGAAAAAUCCGCUCAACAACCAGCUGCCACUCAACAAACCAAAGAGAAGAAACCUUCUGAAGAAGAUAUAAGCCCCAAUGAAUACUUUAAGCUUAGAAGCACUGCCGUUGCAAAUCUUAAGGCUCUUGGUGGGGAAAGUCAUCCAUACCCCCACAAAUUUCAUGUAUCCACUUCAUUGGAAGAAUUUAUUGCUAAAUACAGUAGCUUGCAAGAUGGUGAAAUAAUGGAAAGUGAUAAUUUAAGUGUGGCUGGCAGGGUGCAUGCUAUAAGAGAGUCUGGUGCCAAGUUGAUUUUUUACGACUUACGUGGUGAAGGUACCAAGUUACAGAUUAUGGCUACUGCAAAUCAUUAUGAGAGUGUAGAGAAGUUUGCUGAAGAUACAGGAAAAAUCAGGAGAGGGGAUAUUAUUGGGAUUGAAGGAGUGCCCACCAAAACCAAAAAAGGGGAGUUGUCUGUGAUGCCUAAAAAAAUUAAACUAUUGUCCCCUUGUUUGCAUAUGUUGCCACAUCUUCACUUUGGUUUGAAGGAUAAGGAAACUAGGUUUAGACAAAGAUACUUGGACUUGAUUCUAAACAAUAGAGUUAGGGAUGUGUUCCAAGUCAGAGCUAAAAUUAUCUCCUAUGUCCGGAGGUUUUUGGAUGGGUUAGGCUUUUUAGAAGUUGAAACUCCUAUGAUGAAUAUGAUAGCUGGUGGUGCCACUGCUAAGCCAUUUGUCACUCACCAUAACGAUUUGAACAUGGAUUUGUACAUGAGAAUUGCUCCAGAACUGUAUCACAAAAUGCUUAUUGUUGGUGGUUUGGACAGAGUAUAUGAAAUUGGCAGGCAAUUUAGAAAUGAAGGCAUUGAUCUGACACACAACCCAGAGUUCACCACAUGUGAAUUUUAUAUGGCCUAUGCUGAUUAUAAUGAUUUAAUGUCAAUCACCGAAACGUUACUUGCUGGUAUGGUGAAGAGCAUUCAUGGCACUUACAAAGUCAAAUAUCAUCCAGAGGGUUUGGAAGGUGAGGAGUUGGAAAUUGAUUUUACACCACCUUUCAGAAGAAUUCCAAUGAUACCAACUUUGGAGAAGGAGUUGAAUGUUAAGUUCCCUCCUGCUUCUGAGAUGGCAUCAGAAUCUACCAAUAAGUUUUUGGAUCAACUCUGUGUGAAGAACAAUGUUGAGUGUCCACCACCAAGAACCACAGCGAGAUUGUUGGACAAAUUGGUUGGAGAUUAUAUUGAAGAAAAAUGCAUUAAUCCUGCUUUUAUCACAGAACAUCCUCAAAUUAUGAGUCCUUUGGCCAAGUAUCACAGAUCUGUACCAGGAUUAACUGAACGUUUUGAGCUGUUUGUAAUGAAAAAGGAGGUGUGCAAUGCGUACACAGAAUUAAAUGACCCAGCAGUCCAAAGGCAAAUGUUUGAUCUGCAAGCAACUGCCAAAGCAGCUGGUGAUGAUGAAGCUCAACUGGUCGAUGAAACUUUCUGUACUGCUUUGGAGUAUGGUUUGCCUCCAACUGGUGGAUGGGGUAUAGGAAUUGACAGGUUGACCAUGUUUCUUACUGAUAACAAUAAUAUCAAAGAGGUGCUUUUGUUCCCUGCUAUGAAGCCUGAUGACCCAAACAAGGGGACAAAAGGAAGAAGAGGAAGCAAAGCCUGCAAAUAGCUAAUUUUGUCAGUUUUUAUUUAAACCAAAAUAAAUUAUUUAAAUAUUUAAACACCUUUUAUUGUAUAAAAUUUAUUUUUUAUAAAGUGAGGUACUGCUGAUUACCUUAAAGUAAGAUGUAAUACAUUUGAUUGAACAUUAAUAAUAAAUUAACAUCACAUAAAAAUAUCAACAGCAACAAAGAGCUAUAGGUAGAUCAUCAAUUUUAUAUCCUUUCUAAAUUAUUUAUUGCUUGUAGUUUAUACAAAUUAAUUUAAAAAUUUUACAGAAAAAUCCAAUUGUAUAAAAUCUUUGUGGUUACAACUAUGAAUUCAGCCUUAGAUGGUGGUAAAUUACAGUACCUGAAUUAGUUGAACACAAUAUUAAAAACCUGUUUUUUAACAUUCAUCUUCAUCAUCAUCAUCCUGUUUUGGUCCCCCCUGUUCAGUAGAAUUAUAGUGCUCACCCAGUCUAUACAAAAACCUGUGAUAAGUCAAAAUUAAUUCUGGCCCAUCAAGCCCUUCCCCUUGAAUUGUUGGAGGUCCACUUGCUUGGAUAACUUUUAUAGGACAAGAGAGAAUAUUUGAUAGAGCCUUUAAUUCCAACUGACCACCCCAAAGUUUUGUGGUGGCUACAUCCUUACAAUACUUCUUAAAUUCAUCUUCAUUCACAGUUUUCUCUUCAUCCAUCUCAUUGCACAUAAACGGCAAAAAGUCAUCUUGGUUUGUCAACAUAAAAUCUGCUGUAAUCUGCCUUAAUCCAGUGAUUGUGAACGUUUUUUUUACCUUUUACUUCAAGUUGAUGGUUUACAGCACAAUACAAACAAUUACCAUCAGCUGGUAUGUUGUAUAUAUGUAGAUUUAGUGAUUUCAAAGUUUCUUUAAUGGAUUUCAUUUCAGUUUCCCUUGGGCCACCUCUAUUUUUCUCGGCUUGUUCAGAUAUCCUCUUCUCUCUUUCCCUUUCUUCCGCAGCUUUCUUAUUUCUUCUUUUCUGAGCUCUUGAAUCUCGGUUAUUAGCCAUCUUUCCAUCAACUUCAUCUUCUUUGAUUUCCAGAUCUUCACUGAUAUUGGAUUGAUUGUUGGAAUCUUCAUCCACUAGUUCAUUCUCUGUUAUGCAUGGUUUAAGUAAUUUUAACUCUUCUGCGUGUUUUAACUCCAAGUCGUUUUUCAAGUUUUGCUAUCUCAUCUGUUAUUUCUUUCUUUUUUUUUCUUAUCACCUUUUGGAACUGCUUUUUUCAAUGCUUGCACUUUGGCGUGAAGAUCUUUCUUUUCUUGCUUGUGUCUUUUCGAUAAUUCUUCCUCAUUUAAAUCAGCCGGAACACCCUCGCUCUCCAUAAUUAAAUAUUUUAAAUUAUAAGCAAUUAAAUGUUUUAAACACGGCUUUUAAGGUUAAAACACCGGCCGACACGUUCCCAAAUUUAACUUAACAAAUUAAACAAAAUUUGUAACUAAAUUUAAUUAUAUUUUGCAUGUUGUGCUUAAAAAACUAAACUUAUUACAGUAAAGGUAUUUUUAAAACUUAAAAUGUUUUAAUUAAGUUAGUUAUUUUAAUAUAAAUUUCGGAACGUACCUCUUUCUGUCAG